UGAGUCAAGACGGCAAAUGGCAGCCAAACACUAAUUGUCCAAGCCUCCGACGGCCGACACCGGUUUCUUCAUUUCUUGAUUCUUUGACUUUUAUUGUGUCUUGUGAGGUUGUGGUUGUGGUUGUUACUAAUGAUUUUUUGGAGUUAAACGUGGUUGUUUUGCGACAUUCACACUUUUAUUUUUCUUGGCUUCAUUCGUGUAUUUUGUACAGUGCUUGGUGAUAUUACAGCAAGCAUAUAUAUGUAUAUACUUACUGUAUAUCAUUAAAAUAGACGACACGGGAGACCCGACUACUACUGACUAUUCUAUAGAUGGAUGAAUGGAUGAACUGCCGAGCACUCUACGAUGGACGUGUAAUAGUGUCGUUGACAUUCCGAGACCUAAUGAUCGAUGCUGACAAGUGACAACGUCCAUUGAUCGAGUUCUUUUUCUAAGAUCUAAGUUUCCGACUGCCUUGGGUUCGGAUAACUGUCUACUGACAAAGCUAACUUGAACAUCCGACUUGUGGAAAUUGAUCUUGUUGUUUGCACUUUUACAUUAAUUAUUUUCGGUCAUCUUUAACUGUACGUUUUAACAAUGCAUAAGUGUGUAGUGUGCAGUAAUACAUCUUCGAAGACCAGGUUCACUCGUCCUGAAGUGAUGUAUCAUUCAUUUCCUCAUAAUGCUUAUAGAAGAAAGAAAUGGCUCAAAGUAUUUGGAAUUGAACAAUGUUUUGCAUGGCACCGCGUUUGUAGUGACCAUUUUGUAAAGAAACACUAUAGGCCAGGAAAAAAGCGAUUUUUGAGAAAAGAUACAGUUCCCCUACCUCCUCCAGAUUAUACUACUCAAAGUACUGAUGUCGAAACUGAAAAUGAUAAUUUAUUAGCAACGGAUGUAAAUCUUAUAAGUACUGAUGUCGAAACUGGAAAUGAUAAUUUAUCUGCAAGGGAUGAAAAUCUUCUGAGUUGUACUACUGAAACUACUGAUGUCGAAACUGGAAAUGAUAAUUUAUUAGCGAGGGAUGAAAAUCUUAUAUGUUAUACUAUUCAAAGUACUGAUGCCGAAACUGGAAAUGAUAAUUUAUUAGCAAGUGAUGAAAAUCUUAUAAGUUAUACUAUUCAAAGUACUGAUGCCGAAAAUGGAAAUGAUAAUUUAUUAGCAAGGGAUGAAAAUCUUAUAAGUUAUACUAUUCAAAGUACUGAUGUCGAAACUGGAAAUGAUAAUUUAUCAGCAAGGGAUGAAAAUUGUAUAAGUUAUACUAUUCAAAGUACUGAUGUCGAAAAUGGAAAUAAUAUUAUAUUAGCAAGAAAUCAAAAUCGUAUAAGAGAGGGACAAAGUGCUGUUGUAAAUAACUUUGAAUCACCAAGGCGGUCAUGUAGAAAAAUUAAGCUUACUACAACUAAUGAGGAUAUGAGUUAUGAAAAUAUGCCGAGACUCCAAACAGAACGAUUUGAGAGACCAUGUCCUACCUUGGUUGCUAAUGACAAUGUUCAACCUGUCACUGAAAAUGUUGAAGUACCAACGUUAACAACUACUAAGGAUUACACUUUGGGACAUGGAGCACUAUGUUCCGUUAAAUAUUGCUACAACAGGUAUUCAAAAGAUUUAAGUUUUUUCGGCUACCCUAGUGAUGACUCUCAAAGAAAGGUGUGGAUAGAAAAAUGUAGAUUGGAAGUAGAUCCUACUCAAAAAAUAAAACCUGGUGUGAGAGUCUGUCGCGCUCAUUUUGAAGAUCAUUGUUUCAUGAAUCCUGAAAGAAAAAACAGAUUAAGGCCUAAUGCUGUCCCAACGUUAUUUUUAGACGGAGAAAACAUAGAAGCAAAAAAUAGACCUAAAAGAGGCCAGCGUUUAAAGAAACAAUCACCUGUCCAAAAUAAGUAUGUCCGUACGAAUGCGAAUAGACCAUCUUGCUCAGCUUCAAAUUAUGUUGCAAAAAUAGGCUCUACCGAGACUCCAUUAUUGGUUUAUAUUGACUCAACUAUUCGCCGUACUGAGGAUUUUGAAGCUUGCUGUUGUGUAACAGGAUGCAUAACGAAUUCUAUUGAUGAGGUUGAAGAUAUUUCUCUUUUUGCACCACCCAAAGAACUUGUUAAUGCUUGGAGUUCAGCUUUAGGUUUGCCGUUGACUGAAAACAAUAUUUUAUGUGAAAGACAUUUCAGACCAGAAGACAUACUUCGUCCUACAUUAUUGGUAGAUGGUUUUGAUAGACAAUUAAGAUCACUAAUACCUUCUGCUUUGCCGAUACCAUUGAAUGCUGUACAAUUAGCAUCUGCUGGUAUGCCAUUAGAUGCUAUGCAAUCUGCAUCUUAUGCUAUGCAAUCAGCAUCGUAUGCUACACCAUUAGAUGCUAUGCAAUCAACAUCUAAUGCUACACCAUUAGAUGCUAUGCAAUCAACAUCUAAUGCUACACCAUUAGAAACCAACGAUGUGCCUGUAUUGAGAACUUACCCAGGUCGUUUCAAAAGACCCAAAGCUGAUGAACAGUCGUCAGCAAAAAAACACAAAAUCGAUUUACCAGAUAAAUCCAAAGCUGCUACCGAUAAAAUGUAUUUUUCUAAAAAUGAAAUUAAACCGUAUACUACUGUUACAAAUGACACACCUCGUGACAAUUCAACUUGUGAUUUAGAUGAAAAAUCAGAAUCAAAUUCUGUGAUACCUGUUGAUUUGUCAAUAGUUAAAGUUGAGCCAUAUGAUGAUGAUACUGAUAUUCAAACAAAUUUAGAAACAGAAACCAAUCAGAUACUUCCAACAAUAAAACCGGAACCAGAAGCAGUUGAAAAUAAUGAUUUACUUCCACUAUCUUCAAUUGAUGAUUCUUUAUCAAUUUCAUUAAAAAAACUAAAGAAAAUAUCAUCUAAUAGUUCAUUGUCCAUUACUUUGGAACCAAUUGACAAUACAAAAAUAACAGAACCAUCAGUCAAUUUAGUAUCAAAAAUGUCUGCUAAAAGUUCUAUGUCUAUUACAUUGCAACCAAAACUACUCAAUAACCUCUCCUCAACCACACAUAAUAGUUCCCCAUCUGUUAGUUUAAUAAAUAUUCUUCCAUCCGCUUCAAAUAGUUCUGUAUAUAAUAAAUCACAACAAAGUCCAUUACAGUAUAAACCAGAAGCAAUGUCAACCUCAAAAAUGCCACAUAAAUUGUCUUCUAAUACUGUACUUCAUCCAGAAAUCAUUGACGAAUCAGUAUUAUUUUUAAAACCUACCCCUAACACAAAUAUAUCUAAUUUAUCUGAAAUGCCUAAAAUACAGACUCCAAUAAUUUCAAAAUGUAUUUCAUUAGCAGGAAAAUCCCAUGCUCAUUCUAAUUCAGAUUCUAGUAAAAAUAACUCAGAAGUUAUAGUAAUUGAUGAUGAUGAUCAUGAAGCUUUUAUACAGGAAGAUAAUGGAUUUAUCUAUGAAAUUUCAAAAAUUGUAUCUUUCCCUACUUCAUUUUGGAAGACUGAACAUAAUAAAUCACGAAAUUCAACACAUUUUUGUCAACUAGACAAUUUUUAUAAAAUUAUAAAAAAAAUUGAUUUUAAUAAUAGCCUUUUGCCCACUAUACAUAUAUUUGGAAAGAAAUAUGAAUAUAACAAGCCUAUUAAAACAAGGAAUGAAUUACACAAUCUUAUUGAAAAGAUUAAUGGUAUUGUUAAAUGUGAUGGUUUUGUAAAAUUUGCCAACGACGAUUGUAUAGGUUUUUAUGAAGGAAAUUUAAAAGAUGUUCCUUUGUGUUCUUCCUGUCAAAAGAAAUAUGAAGAGUUAACCAAAGCUCAGGGAUCUCAAACCAAAACCAUAAGAAGUCGUGUACGGAAAGUCUCUGAAAAGUCAGCAGAUUUGUUAAGACUUAAAGUAUAUGAUGAAAAAAAUAGAAGUCCUUGCCCUAAAGAAGACUUCACAUCUCUUAUUAAUUUUAUGGUGCCACGGCAUUAAUUGUAUAUAUUUAUUGUAUUUUCUUAUUUUUAAAUGUAUUUAUUUGACAUUAUUUUGUAUUUAAUUAAAAAACUAAUUAUAAACAAUUCACACUAUUCUCACUUUUUGAAUAAAUGUAAGAAUCAUGUUGUAAUAUUUAUAUUUGGUAUCCUAUAUUGUAAAACAGAAUCAAAAUUUGAAUUGCUAAAUGUCUUCUAUUAGUUAUUUGUUUAUUAAAAGUGUUAAUACUCCAAAAAUGUAAAUAGUACUAUAAUAGUUAUUAAUUAUACAUUGUGGAUCUUUUUUUUUUAUUAUUAUUUAUUUAAUAAAAUAAGACAUUCCUAGCCGUCGCGGGCUAUCUAUAUCUAUGGAUAAUAAGACAAUAUAAGUUUGUAGCUAUUUUAAAAGGUUAAUUAUAAAUAUAAAAUAUGGACAGAUGUAUAUAAAAUUACUAAACUAAAUAAUUAAAUAUGAAUACAGUAUGAUUACAGAAACUUGAGAUACUAUAUAAAUGCGAAAACUAUUACAAUAUAUACAGAAUAGACUGGAGGUUGAUUUUGAAUAACGAGGUCGUGAGGGCGGCCACGUUUUAGACAUCGUUGGAGUGGUGGAUGAAUAUGGAGAUUGUAGUGAAGUGAGCCUGUUGAGUUGAGUAAUAAACUAUGGAAUUUUCUUGAUAGUAUGCGUAUAAGGUCUACGAUUUUAACAAUUUGGAGGUCUUAGUGAAUAUUUUCAUUUCGAAUGAACCAUGGUGGAUCUAAAUAUUGAAUAUUACUUAAACAAAGAAGAGAGAAAAAGCAACAAAUAUGCAAUAAAUGCAUGUAACUAAUUCAUGUUCAUUAUCAUAUUCUUUAAUAUUUUACUACUAUAUGAUUUAGCGGCCCAUGAUUGGUCCAUUAAAUUUUAUUAGACGGUUAAAUUAAUACAUUUUUCAUGCAACCCGGCAUUAGUAUAAAAUCACCCAUUGGCUUUUUCAAAAAUGAUAAUAUUUUAACAUUUUUCAGUUACAUUUCAAUCAUCUACCCUACGUGUCAAAUCAUGCACUACACACCGACUUAAAACUUAACACAAUAAACGAUGAAGCUAAAAUAUUUUAUAAAAGAUUCCAUUACCGUCUAAUAAUCACCCAAAUCAAUUAAUAAUAAACUUGGCCACUCCCACAAUACCUGGAAGUUUUCUGAGACAUUUGAAGCUUAAGUGGUGUCGAGAUCUCUUAAAUUAAAUUUAAAAAAAAAUUAAAAUAUAAAUAAAUACAUAAUUAUCAAGCUAACAGAAAGUGCUGUCAAUGGGUGGCUUCUUUCAACAAAACCUCAUGAAAUGUUAACCUUAAUCACAUUUUCUUAUUGUGUCUAGUAUGGAUACAGAUUGUUAAUUACUUUUGAAAAAAAAUAAACAUUUCAAUCAUGGUUGUUGAUUCAUCCAA
This is a messenger RNA of Myzus persicae (green peach aphid), 5293 nucleotides long. RefSeq lists its product as uncharacterized. NCBI's taxonomy places the organism in Eukaryota, Metazoa, Arthropoda, Insecta, Hemiptera, Aphididae. Gene Ontology annotation, molecular function: sequence-specific DNA binding. The transcript has 16 exons. The record is from RefSeq and is a predicted model, not a curated record. The coding region runs from base 577 to 3891 and encodes 1104 amino acids.